Messenger RNA from Esox lucius (northern pike), 3488 nucleotides. RefSeq names its product BRCA1 associated protein-1 (ubiquitin carboxy-terminal hydrolase) (gene bap1). NCBI's taxonomy places the organism in Eukaryota, Metazoa, Chordata, Actinopteri, Esociformes, Esocidae. Gene Ontology annotation, biological process: ubiquitin-dependent protein catabolic process; protein deubiquitination. Gene Ontology annotation, cellular component: cytoplasm. The record is from RefSeq and is a predicted model, not a curated record. The coding region runs from base 199 to 2478 and encodes 759 amino acids. The transcript is spliced from 17 exons. Gene Ontology annotation, molecular function: cysteine-type deubiquitinase activity.
UCGCAUCUAAAUUACGUAAAAUUAGAGCGUUCAGACUGUCGUUCUUUUGUGCAUCUGUCCAUAUAGCUGGCUACGGUACUUUAAAAAUGGGAUUUCUUCGUUCCUUUUGCUAAUUGGAGCCAAAGUAUGUGAUGAUUCUGUGAAUAUGGAUUGGCGGAGUACUUAGCCAGAUGCAGAUAGACUGUGUGUACAUGCAAAAUGAACAAAGGGUGGCUGGAACUCGAGAGUGACCCGGGGCUGUUCACGCUCUUGGUGGAGGAUUUUGGUGUGAAGGGGGUCCAGGUAGAAGAGAUAUACGACCUACAAAGCAAGUGUCCAAGUCCAGUCUAUGGCUUCAUCUUCCUGUUCAAGUGGAUUGAGGAGCGAAGGUCUAGGAGGAAAGUCUCAACCUUGGUGGAUGAGACGUCUGUCAUCGAUGACGACAUCGUUAAUGACAUGUUCUUUGCUCACCAGCUCAUCCCCAACUCCUGUGCCACCCAUGCCCUUCUGAGUGUGCUUCUGAAUUGUAGUGGGGUUGAGUUGGGCACCACUCUCAGCCGCAUGAAGACCUUCACUAAAGGCUUUGGUCCCGAGAGUAAAGGCUACGCCAUUGGAAAUGCCCCAGAGCUGGCUAAAGCACACAACAGCCAUGCCAGACCGGAGCCCCGGCACCUGCCGGAAAAGCAGAACGGGAUCAGCGCCGUGCGGACCAUGGAGGCUUUCCACUUCGUCAGCUACGUGCCCAUUAAAGAGCGUCUGUUUGAGCUGGACGGCCUCAAGGCCUACCCCAUCGACCACGGGCCGUGGGGAGAGGAGGAGGAGUGGACGGACAAGGCACGACGAGUCAUCAUGGAGAGGAUCGGCUUGGCCACGGCUGGAGAGCCCUACCAUGAUAUCCGCUUCAACCUGAUGGCAGUGGUCCCUGACCGCCGGGUGAAGUAUGAGGCCAAACUGGAUAUCCUGAAGAGAAACCGACAGACAGUUCUCGAGGGGCUACAGCAGCUGAUCCGGGUCACCCAGCCAGAGCUUGUUCAGGACAGGAAGCAGCAGGACUCCUCCCCCUCAGAGAACACUACCCCUGCUAUCAAGAGAGAAGAACCAGAUCCCGCCCCUGUUACAUCACAGAGGGCUGAGCAGACUCCUCCCACAGACGCUGCGGAGGGUGUGGGGCCCCAGUCUCACUCGGCCCCCAGCCCCUCGGGCAAAGCCAAACCCAUGAGCAAACCAGACGCCCCGCCGGGGGGGCUCUCACAGCCCGUCACCAGCUCCGCGACAAUCGUUCCGCGCCUGCCGGCCUUCCUGGACAACCACAACUAUGCCAAGUCCCCUAUGCAGGAGCAGGAGGACCUUGCGGCCGGGGUGACUGGUGUGGGUCGCCCCCGGGUGCCCGGCGCUGCCAAACCCACGUACUCCGAUGAUGAGGACUACGAGGAUGACGAGGAAGAGACUGGUACAGCAGCAGGGACUCCCGGCAGGUUCAGGCGUAAAGCAGGGCUGCGGUCCCGUACGAGCCGUGUUCCAGCCUGCGGCAGCAUGGAGAGUCAGCUUGCGCUCAGUGUCCUGGCCGAGAAGCUCAAGAAGGAAGUCCAGAGGAAGGAUGUGCUCGCCACGCCCCUCUCCGUCCGUACCGAGGGACGCACAGGGGGCAUCGUGAUCACCGCUGCCUCGCAGCCCUCGCCCACGCCCAGCAAUGAGAGCACCGACACGGCCUCGGAGAUUGGCAGCGCCUUCAACUCGCCACUGCGCUCCCCGGCCCGCUCCCAGGUAACCACACGGCCCUCCAGCCCUGUGGCGUCCCACCUGUCCCGAGUGCUGUUCGGCGAGGACGAGGGCCUGCUGAGGCUGGACGCCAGACACAACCGGGCUGUCCGAGAGCUGGGUCCCUCCGUCAGCACCGCCCUGCUGCACCUCCGGGACGAUGGGGUUAUAUAUGCCGUACCACCACCCGGUGAGGAAGGAGCUGAUGCACUUCCCGAGGGGUUGAAGCAGGAGAAGGCCGGGGUGUCGGAGAAGCUCAGAGAACAGGGGGCCGGCCCGGCGGUAGAGGGGGACGUGGUGAAGGAGGAAGGGAAGGAGGGACCGUCACUGGUGAAAGAGGAGGAGCGCAAAGACUCCACAGAGUCCAAACCCAGCAAAGAAAAGCUUAGUACGGAUUCUGUUGGAACCAACAAGCCCUCAGGGGAGAAGUACUCUCCUAAAGAGCUGCUUGCUCUGCUCAAGUGCGUGGAGGCCGACAUUGCAAACUACGAAGUGUUUCUGAAGGAGGAGGUGGAGAAAAGGAAAAAAUACAAGAUCGAUGACCAGAGGAGAACCCAUAAUUAUGAUGACUUCAUCUGCACCUUCAUUUCCAUGCUGGCCCAGGAGGGCAUGCUGGCCAGUCUGGUGGAGCAGAACAUCUCUGUGCGCCGUCGUCAGGGCGUGAGCAUCGGCCGUCUGCACAAACAGAGGAAACCAGACCGCAGGAAACGCUCGCGGCCCUACAAAGCCAAGCGCCAGUGACACCCAGGGGGUCCUCGCUUGGGGCCACUGAGCACCGAUCACAGCUGAGAGAAGGCGAAAAACCCUUUGCUGGACUCACGAGGCUGACCUGUGACAUCAGGGAAAGAAGGACUUAUUCAUGUUGUGGUGUUUUUAGUAUCGGUAUCAGCCCGACGUUUCAUGCAAGCGGACCAGUUGAUUAGUUUAACCAAAUCAUGUAUGUGAGAGGAAAGUAAAUGUUUUUAGUCAGAUGUAUGUUAGAAUGCGCCCCAAAUUUAGGGACCCAUUUGUUGUUUAAAGGACCUCUGUCUGUGCCAUCACGUUGCGUACGGGUCCUGUUCAUCUUGGCACCCGUCGUCAGGAAAUGUUUUGUAACCGAAGACAGAAGUGAGUGUUGGCAGUUUUGUUUUGAUGCCUAAUGAACACAACUUCGAUGUGGCUCAACUGCUCGAAUGGGAAUUGAUCCAGAUUUGAUGUACCGUGUUUUUCCAUUGAGCAAGGCUGGUUCACCGCCAUUUGCUUGUUUGUAUCAUGCUUCGACAGUACUGUGAGUGUCUCAGACGAGGCCGGUUUCCUACUUGGUGCGCAAAUUUUAGGGCCCAUAACGGUCUGGUCUGUUUGGGGAGUAAGGCGUGUUCUGGAAGUUUCUGUUCCAUUUGGGAUUUGGCCUGUAUCUCGUUUUGAGUUCCUGUAAAUGUAUGGAUGAAAAUGUACUCAUCUUUUUAUUUCUAUUUGUAAAUGAUCGCUAAAUGGAGAUUCUAACUGUUGAAGAUCAUCGUGUGUGUGUGUGUGUGUGUGUGUGUGUGUGUGUGUGUGUGUGUGUGUGUGUGUGUGUGUGUGUGUGUGUGUGUGUGUGUGUGUGUGUGUUUUGUACAUAUCUGUUUGUCUGCUCAGGAUUAGUGUUGUUUUUUUUAAUCCUAGUUACAUGAAUACUACAAUAAUUGCAUUAUUGACCUCACUAUUCACCAUGUCUUGAGGUGAAUAUUCCGUGGCACAAAUUUAGUAAUAAUAAAAAAAUAUUGGGCCUGGCU